CCCAACUAAAUGUGCUUAUUUCGUGUUGUAUUUGCUAUAUUAAGUUGAACAUAUCAAAAUAAAACAAUAAUAUGCCUCUUUAUUUAGAAAUAUUAGGAUUUAUGUUCAACGACAAAAGAUCAUCAUGGCUAAAGAUAUUUCUAGUGACGCAUUUCUUAUUGACAGUUAUAGGAGCUGCAGGAGCUUCAACUCCUGCAGUUUAUUUGUUUUACAAUUCUCCUACAUUGAUACUUAUGUUCUGGAGUGUGGGUUAUAAAAAUAACCUAGAAUUUCUACGAUUGAUCAUGUUAUCAGAAUUAUUUACUAUGAUAGCUGAUAUCUUUUACACGGUAAUGCAAUUAUACAUCAAAGGGCAUUCAUUAGUAUACUUCUCUUCGGCUGUAACUAUAUUACAGCUUGUACUUAGACCGUACGUGGUUCGUUAUUUAUUGUUAAUUAAGGACGAAGCGAUAGAGCGAAUCUCUUCGGAAGAUUUGGAAAAUGCCGAAUUCUCUAAAAGCAGUAUGGGCGUUAAUGAAUACGAAGCGGAAUUGUACGACGAGAAAAACCCAUUUGAAACCGGUAGACUCGCUCGACAUUCGUUAAAUUAGAAUUUAUUUAUACAGGGUCUUACCCAUGUGACCAAAUUAGAUUACAGCUAAUAUGAUGAUUUUAUAGAUAAAUUUAGUUUUAUUAGUUUUAUUACAAUUAAUUUCAACUAGAAAACUAAUGAAUCUGUAGUUCUAGUCAAUGUUUUAA
This is a messenger RNA of Phyllotreta striolata, 738 nucleotides long. NCBI's taxonomy places the organism in Eukaryota, Metazoa, Arthropoda, Insecta, Coleoptera, Chrysomelidae. The record is from the annotation of a GenBank genome assembly.